CACCUCAACAAUUUGACUGCGAACACAAAUGCAGGCUCCAGUUCUUCGAAUUUGGGAAAGCCAAAAGAGACAUUUGAGAGAGAACACACUUCACGACUUGUGGUAGAUGAAGUCUCUGGGAGGAAAGAGCGGCGCAAGCCAAAACCCAUUGCCAAGCGCUUCCAGCCUAUGGGAACUGUAACAGUAGUUCCAUCGUAUGUGCAAUGCUUGAAUAUUGUACUUGAUUAUCAUGGCUACACAGGAAACAUCACCAAAAUAGUGCUCAAUAAUGCAAUUACCAACGUCGCUUACCAGCAGCAUGAUAGCGCUUACAAAUCAAGUCUCAUGAGAAAACCCCUCACUGAAUUUUAUGCAAUUCCAGAGCAUGAAGAGCUAAUUGGCUCGGUGCCAUCGGCUACUGGUCCAACAAAUGCAAUAUCGCUCAUUUCAGGUGUUUUACAACGGAAGAUUCAUAUUAGAGAUAUAUCUUCCAUUCUUAAUUCUGUCAGUCUGAUUGCUUACGUGAAAUCAGGAAGAUUCAACAUACACAACCCAUACGAGCCCCAGUACUACAGAUAUGAGCUUGAUGCCAAAGGAAAAGCAGUGAAUGAGAGCAAGUGUGGCAUGUGUGCAUUUUGCCCAGCAGUCAAGUUUCUCCCUUUCAAAAACUCCAGUUACCUUUCGCACAUGACGUUAGAACAUGGUAUAUUUGCAAGCAACUUUGUUGUCCCCGAGGGACUAUACUACGGCCGGUACCGGAUGAUGAGAUCAACUGACCCAUCAAAGACAAGAACAGUUAAAGCUCUUCAAUGUCCUGCGUGCUUUCAAGUGAUUGAAGUAGCUUGUUGGAAAAACAAGACUAACCCGCUCUUAAGCUACUUUCGUCACUUCAAAAAGCUCCACCUGAACCUCAACAAGACCUUCACCUCUAGCACGAUUGACCCCGUGACAUUAAAACAUCGCGGCGGUAACAUUCCACAAAACGAAACAUUGAUUCCACCUGAUCGCCCAUGAACACUACAUGCGCUCACCGAUUCCGCACAGAUUCUAAAUUCCGAUUGCUUUUUUGACACGUAAUUGCUUUUCAUUGCUCAUCUCAUUUGCCAGUAGAUGUUGCUUUCAGAUAUUUAACAAGAAAAUAAAACAUUUGUUUAUCCUUAAGAUCCCGGUAGUUUUUGUCAAGAGCGGAAUCUUUGCCCGAUCCAAAAAAUAAAAUAAAAGGAAUAGACGUCAAAAUUCUCUG
Molecule: messenger RNA, 1222 nt
Organism: Metschnikowia bicuspidata var. bicuspidata NRRL YB-4993
Lineage: Eukaryota; Fungi; Ascomycota; Pichiomycetes; Serinales; Metschnikowiaceae
Product: DUF4451 domain-containing protein
Exons: 1
Coding region: 169-993 (274 amino acids)
Source: RefSeq, a predicted model, not a curated record